Messenger RNA from Abrus precatorius (Indian licorice), 2425 nucleotides. RefSeq names its product pentatricopeptide repeat-containing protein At1g09900-like. The coding region runs from base 33 to 1631 and encodes 532 amino acids. The transcript has a single exon. The record is from RefSeq and is a predicted model, not a curated record. Gene Ontology annotation, molecular function: protein binding. NCBI's taxonomy places the organism in Eukaryota, Viridiplantae, Streptophyta, Magnoliopsida, Fabales, Fabaceae.
ACACUGUUACAAUUCUUCCUCCAUCAGAGUCCAUGCUCAUGCCUUCUCCAAUUCCCACAAGCUACAAAAUUUUUCAGCCCUAUACACUAAAUACCCCUCUUUUCACCAACAAAAUCAACAAUGAUAACAUUACUAUCCGACCAACUAAAAGCAUACUCUCUUUCUCUGCCACUGACCCUUCACAUGAAGACAUAAACCACUCUUCACCCUUCAAACACACAACAACAAAUGACCUGAAUUUUGAGGAUUCAACCACUAGGUUUCGAAUCAAAGGUCUUGUCCAAAGGAUUACAACAUUAUUCUCCUCCAAUUCCAAAACCCAGAUACUGCAAAUUCUAGAGAAAGAUCCAGAAUUUCAAACCAUAUCAGAUUUCAAUCACCUUCUCAUGGCUCUAGUCAUUGCACGAGAGUUUGACAUUUGUCACAGAAUCUUCACAAAGUUACCAUCUUUUCAACUUAUGCCAGAUUGUUGCACCUAUUCCAUCAUGAUAAGGUGCCACUGUGAGAAAAAUGAUGUGGAAGGAGCCAAGAGAGCAUUGGACACCAUUCUGGAAAAAGGGUUUCAACCAGAUCCUGCAACUUUCACUGUGCUCAUAAACUCACUUUGCAAAAGGGGGAGAGUGCAAAAGGCAAUAGAGGUUUGUGAAAUCAUGGGUAGAAAGGGUUACAAACCCAAUGUUCAAACACAAAAUUGCUUGCUUAAGGGGUUGUCCUAUGUAGGGAAGGUGGAAGAAGCAUUUGAGAUUUUGAUGAGUAUGAAAGGAACCUCACUGGAGCCUGAUGUUUAUUCUUAUACUGCUGUAAUGGAUGGUUUAUGCAAAGUGGGUCGUUCAGAUGAAGCAAUGGAGUUGCUCAAUGAAGCUGAGGGAACUGGGGUAGUGCCCAAUGUGGUAACUAUCAACACACUGUUACAAGGGUAUUCUAGGGAGGGAAGGCCAAUGGAGGGUGUGGUUAUUUUGAAGAUGAUGAAGGAUAAACAUGGGUGUGUUCCUGAUUAUGUUAGUUAUAGCACUGUCUUACAUGGGUUGCUGAAGUGGAAUGAAAUUGUAGCAGCUCUUGGAGUUUACAAGGCAAUGGUGAGAGUUGGGUUUGAAGUCGAUGUGAGGGUGAUGGGGACAUUGGUGGGGCGUUUGUGCAAGAUGUCAUGGAAGGAGAGAGGACUAAUUCAAGAUGCAUGUGAAGUGUUUGAGAAAAUGAAGGAGAGGGAUUCAGUGGUUGACCAGAGGACACUAGAGGUGAUGGUUCGGGCACUUUGUGGGGGAAAGAAGUUUGAUGAGGCUUUGGAAGUUUUGAAUGAUAUGGUUAGGUUGGGAUAUUCCCCUGAGUCAGUUACAUUUGACAAAAUGAUUCAAGGCCUUUGUGGAUGGGGAAGAGUGGACGAUGCAAUGUCAACUUUGGUCCUUUCGCAUGCAAUUGGAGGAAUUCCUGGUAGAACUUCCUAUGACGUGUUGAUCAAAGAACUCAAUGAACAGGGUAGAUUGUUUUCUGCUGCUUAUUUGUUUGGUGCUGCACUGAAGCAAGGUGUUGUUCCCAACAGGAAACCUUUGCCAAGUGUUAUGAAAAGGGAGGAAUUACAAGCUCACCCGGGGAUUUACAGCAUGUUUGGGUUCAGUUUCAUUUCAAGAAAAUAAUUACUAUUUUUUAAAAGCUUUUUCCGAAUCGGUAGGAAAUAAGUAAUUAUUUCUAAAAGUAAGUUAAACCAAAUAUACACCAAGAUAAUUUGGUUGCAAUAUUCUACGCUAUUCUUUUGGAUUAGCGGUUUUUUUUGUUUCUUCGUAGCCAAACACAAGGGAGUUUAAAAAAAAGUAAAAUCAACCGUUAUUUAUUUGCGAGCACAAGAUACGAGGUACCUUAGAUGAUUUCAAAUUUUUUCCAUUUUGCAGGUAUUAAUUGUGAUAGUUUUCAUGGUGAAUGUGAAACCAAUCAGACUCUUAUAUCAAUGUGCCGUGGCAAUUCUACCAAAAGGGCAAAAAAUCAUUCUGACAAACCUUGUUUGGAUUGUCAAAAAAACAAGCACAGGUGGAUGAGGAAUUUCAUAGAAAGGAUAAGUGUGGGAAUGGGAAGUAAGGUGGCAAAUCAUGAUAUGAGUCUCAAGAUGAAAUGUAUAUUAUUAGUAUAGUGUAUGGAUUCGGGUGUCUUUGGUGCUGUGUAUACUUUGGUGAGUCCGACGUACUCAUGGGAGUCAUGAAUCCAUGACGGAGGAGUUCUAAUUGAAUGAGAAACUAACUGAUUUUUGGAUUUAAUUGAAAUAAAAAAUUUAAGGAGGCAGAAAGAGAAGGAUGAGAAUAAUUGAAGAUCUGGAUCUCAAAUGUUAGUGUUUUAGAAAUCUUCAAGGUUUUACUUUUCAUCAUAGUGUUCUCUGCUUUUACUUUUUAUCCAUCACGUUUUAGAAAUCUCAAACGUCAUUAUUGUUAUAAUCAAAGAU